AUGACCUUAAGCUCAGUCAUGUCUCUAUUCCUUAAUCUCCCCUUCGAGCUCCGAGCUCUCAUCAUCGAACACGUGCUCUACACCCCGCUCAACCCGCCUGUGACUCCACUUGAAUCUGAGGGCAUGGAAUACCAUGACCUAGAAUACAGGGCAUGGCAGGGCGGAGGCGGCAAAGCUUAUUACCACAAGCAGCAGAACAAGACUACAUCUGCAGACAGUCUACCGCUCCUUCUCACAAGUCGUCAACUCUCAACCGAGACUCAGGCGAUUCUUGGACACAGAAACAGAAAGAUCGAUUAUAUCCUUGAUGUUUCAGUCAGGAAUGAUUUGGAUCUGUUUUUGACGUGGUUGUCCGUGCCAUGUCUGACGACUCACGUAUCGACUCUCUACGCGAACGUCCGUCUUUUCGGACACAUUAUUGAGAAGCGCACUGUCCGUAAUCAACUCGGUGAUGGGGGUCGGCUGGGAUUCCACUGGUUAUUCUAUGCUGCGCUAGAGCGGUUUCUCCGGUAUGGUCCUGUUGGCAAAAAGAAGCGCAAAGGAGAAGAGGAGCCCAAGCCAUCUGGAUAUCGAUAUCGUCGAAAUAUCCAAGAAUUCGAGGAUCGCGAGAUAUUGAUCGACACACUUAUUCUCGAUUUCAGCUCUGCAGAAACAGAGCUCAACUUCCCACCAGAAGAUAUCGAAUACAAGCACUGGUCAUGGCGCCAUUGGGGUCGUGAUCGGCUUCCGAGGGACCAGGGUGUAAUCCCCGAAAACUUGUCAUCAUAUACGUCGCGCCCGGAGUGGCUCUGCGAGUAUCUGCGGGGCUGGAUAAGUGGUCUUCUUGCUAUGAGUUAUCAUACCUCCGCGUAUGGAAUGCCUCUGUAUGAGCAAAUUGGCACUAUCAGGAUGCUUGUUGAUGGAGAGUUACACAGUGAAUUUGAUCUUACUGCUCGGCUGGAUCGUCUACGGUUUAUUGAUGUUCAUAGCACCAUGGGUCAUUUGUCCAGGGAUGAGAGAGAGGCUGGAUUUGCGAAAUGGAAGAGCGAGACGUUGGUGAGGAGGGAGGCUCAGGGGUUUCCUGUGAAGCAGACAUCGGGUGGUGAAGGGCAGGGAGAGGUCGAUAAAAAUACGUGGAUUUGA
Messenger RNA from Penicillium subrubescens, 1122 nucleotides. RefSeq lists its product as uncharacterized. The coding region runs from base 1 to 1122 and encodes 373 amino acids. The transcript has a single exon. The record is from RefSeq and is a predicted model, not a curated record. NCBI's taxonomy places the organism in Eukaryota, Fungi, Ascomycota, Eurotiomycetes, Eurotiales, Aspergillaceae.